CGGUUUUUCUGAAAAAAAGUUCAUAGAGUUUAUCAUUUUAAAAUUGUCUUGUAUUUUUUUCUGAAAAGUAAGGUAAAUGUCCCAAUACCGAAACAAGACCCAAUACCGGAACGAUUUGAUAAUCAUUAUAUUAUAUUUCAACUCGUACGCGAUGAAACUAAAUAAAACUUCUUUAUUUGAAACCUUAAUCUUUCAGUUAAAAAAUAAGAUAUAAAAUAGAUUUUAGAAAAUAUUUAAAAUAUGAAAAAAAAAAAUUUUAAUUAGAGCAAUAGUCUCGGAUUCAUGACUUUUUCAUGUCUCUUAAUGAUUUUGCUCAGUCAAUUGUCUUAAGCUUAUAGAAAAUGCAUAGAAUUACUUUUCAAUAAUUUUUUUUUUGUACAUGAAUCUUGAAUGACAUAAAAUUCAAGAAAACAUAUUAAAAAUAUGAAAAAAAUAGUAUUAUUAUAUUAAUUUUACUGUUCGUCUAUUGGUACACCAAAAUGAACCCGUGCCCAGUACCAGAACAGCCAAUCAUAUUAAUGUUAUCAAUAGACAUUAACGGUGAGUUUUAUUGACUGGCUAAAUCAAGUACAAUAUUAAUUAUUACUGGAGCCCUAAUAUUUAAUGCAAUGAUUGAUAUCAAUCGUUCUGCCAUUGAGAUUAUUACUUAGUGCCAAGACGAUAGUGCUCAAUUUAAAGUCUUAGCUCUCAGAUAAAAUAAUUUUAUAACUAUGGAGUUAAAUACUUUAUUCAUUUUGCUUAUAAACUCGAUCGUUCUCGUUAAUGGAAAAAAUAUCGUAUUGAUAAUUGCGGAUGACUUGGAUUUGGUACUCGAUGGAAUGACGCCACUUCAAAAUACACGGAACAUCAUAGGCAAUAAUGGGGCAACUUUCCUCAAUUGUUUUGUAGCAUCUCCAUUGUGUUGUCCCAAUCGAGCGUCAAUUUUAACCGGAAGAUAUCAACAUAACCACCAGACUUUUAAUAAUUCGUUAUCCGGAGGAUGUAGUAGCAUAAAAUGGCAAAACACUUACGAAAAACAUACUUUUGCUACGAUUUUGAAAACUCAAAAGAAUUAUAGAACAUUUUAUGCUGGCAAAUAUUUGAAUCAAUAUGGAACAAAUUUGGCGGGAGGACCAAAUCAUAAGCCAGCAGGAUGGGAUUGGUGGGCUGGAUUGAUUGGCAAUUCCAAAUAUUAUAAUUAUACGUUAUCAGUAAACGGUUCUGCAAAGUUUUACGGUGAUAAAAUAAAAGACUAUCUGACGGAUGUCAUAGCUGAAAUGGCUGUGAGCUUUAUUCGAAGUUCUAAUAACGACGCUCAACCGUUUCUUAUGGUUCUUGCACCUCCAGCACCACAUGCACCGUUUACGCCAGCCGUUAAGCACAAUGAUAAAUUUAAAAAAACGAAAGCAAAGCGUACACCUAAUUUCAAUUCCUCACCUCAAAUGGAUAAGCAUUGGUUAGUUCGAAUGUCUCCAUCACCGCUUCCACACGAAAUAUUACCAAAGCUAGAUUUCAUUUUUAGACGGCGUUGGGAAACACUUUUAUCUGUUGAUGAUUUAGUAGUAACAAUAUACGAAGCGCUAAGACUUCAGAAAGUUUUAAAUAAUACUUAUAUCAUAUUCACGUCUGAUAAUGGAUAUCACAUAGGACAGUUUAGCAUGCCAUUUGAUAAGAGACAACCUUAUGAGAGUGACGUCCGGGUUCCCCUAUUGAUUCGUGGUCCAGAAAUCGCAGUAUCCCAAGUCAGAAUACCGGUCAGCAGUGUCGAUUUAUUUGACACGAUUUUACAUAUUGCUGAGAUCAAAGAAUAUUCGGAUGGAAAAUCAGUACUGUUGAAAAAUGUUUCUCAUGAUCGGACAGUAUUAAUUGAGUACAAAGGAGAAAAAUCACUUAAUCACCACAAUACUACCUGCGCGGAUGAUUUCGAUUUGAAUUUAUACGGUUGUGAUAAAAAUAUGGCGUGCAAGUGUGAAGAUUCCACAAAUAACACCUACUCAUGUAUAAGGAGAUUUUCCAACAACUACAACAAUAUAUUUUGUAUUUUCAAAGAUGAUCAAGAUUAUAUAGAAGCUUAUGAUUUAAAUAAGGACCAAUAUCAAAUGAUAAACAUUGGAUAUAAAAUGAAUCAUCGUCGAAGACGUAGGUUUCGAAAACGUUUAAAUCGAAUGGUCAAAUGCAUUGGAUCUGAUUGCCUUUGAAUAUAAUCGAAAAUCUUAUAUUUAUAUGUUGAUAUCCUAUUCAUUAAUUAAAAUUUUUAUAUUUGAGGUCUAAUAAUUUUUCAACAUCUUUAUGUGCAACGCAUUUUCAACUUUUUUUAACUUUUCGAAGAAAGAAAUUAAUAAUUUUACGUGUAUUAUGUAAUGA
Molecule: messenger RNA, 2343 nt
Organism: Microplitis demolitor
Lineage: Eukaryota; Metazoa; Arthropoda; Insecta; Hymenoptera; Braconidae
Product: N-acetylglucosamine-6-sulfatase
Exons: 11
Coding region: 711-2177 (488 amino acids)
Biological process (GO): glycosaminoglycan metabolic process
Molecular function (GO): N-acetylglucosamine-6-sulfatase activity; glycosaminoglycan binding
Source: RefSeq, a predicted model, not a curated record